Messenger RNA from Orcinus orca (killer whale), 14335 nucleotides. It is a transcript of the gene DMRT1, whose product is annotated as doublesex and mab-3 related transcription factor 1. Gene Ontology annotation, molecular function: DNA-binding transcription factor activity, RNA polymerase II-specific; RNA polymerase II cis-regulatory region sequence-specific DNA binding. Gene Ontology annotation, cellular component: nucleus. NCBI's taxonomy places the organism in Eukaryota, Metazoa, Chordata, Mammalia, Artiodactyla, Delphinidae. Gene Ontology annotation, biological process: sex differentiation; regulation of transcription by RNA polymerase II. Bases 11793 to 13343 code for a protein of 516 amino acids. The transcript is spliced from 6 exons. The record is from RefSeq and is a predicted model, not a curated record.
ACACACACACACACACACACACAUGUAUUUGCCAGAAAUCUCAAAAAAUCAUAAAACCUGGUUGCCUGUGUGGAGGGGAACUGUGUGACUGAGGCCAGUCGUGGGAAGAAACUUCCUUCUUCAGCUUUUUGAAUCUUUUAACUUUUGAACCAUGUAACCGUAUUACCUAUUCAAACACACAUAUAUAUUUUAAAACCCACUCCUGCAUUCAACAAGUAUUAAUGAGCCACUAGGCGUAGCAGGUGCUGGUCUAGGUGCUGGAAAUACAGCUAUGAACAAGACCAAACAAAAUAAUGGAAAAGGCUCUUGUAGAUUCGCACCCCCUUGUUUCUGAGUGUCUAAAGGACCAGUGCAAAGGCCAGCUUCUCUGACACCAGUCAUAACUCCUUUGUGAACAGGAAUCUUCCUCUCCUUUGCUCGGAUUUUCUUCAGCAUUUAUCGUCUGCAUCGCACUUAACAAUGAAUCACCUGCCCCUUUGUUUUGCUUGCUGUUGCUUCAGGAGUGCUCAACGUUGAUCACCCUAAUUCAGUUGCUAUCACCAUUCACAUAAUUAUCCAAGAUAGUCCUGGAACCCAAGAAAUAUCCCACCUCUCCAUUCCCAUCACCCACUUGUUCCCACUGCCACUAUCUGGGGGACGAGAGAAGCGCAACCCUACCUGUCUUAGCUGGUUAAGAAAACGAGCCUGGGUCUACCUCCUGCUGUUCUUUUUUUAUUUUUCAGAUUGGGCAAAUCACUUAACCUGGGUGUGUACCUCAAAUUUCUCAUCUGUAAAGUGGGGAAAUGACAGGACUAUGUCAAGGGCAGUUGUGAUAAUUAAAUGAAUUAGUACAGAAAGCACUUCUAACAGUGUUAGGCACCUAGAAAGCUCUGCUGAAUUUUAUUAAAUGUUGCUAUUAUCUUGAGUCAUUCCUUCCCCACCUGCCAUCCCCUGCCCCUCAGGUUCAGCGAAACUUAACUCCUUCAUUUCUGGAAUACAUCAUAUACUCACAAGCAUCUGUACCUUUAUCCUCAGGCUGGUCUGAAAUAGAUGCUCUUGCCUUUCCUGCCUGCUUGGUAAGGCUGGGCUGUCCACAUAACUCUCCUCUCCUCCCCAGGCUUAAUACGCUUCCAGCAAAACACUUUAUUUACAUGGCUGUCUCCCCUGGUAGUCAUGAGCUCUGCCGAGAGAGGGCCUACGUCACCUUCAUUCUUUAAUCCAUCAGCCAGAGGGAGGGGGAGUCUGAAGGGGAAAGACAGGACCACCAUUUAAUUUAUUUUUUUAAUUAGUUAAUUAUAUUUUGGCUCUGUUGGGUCUUCGUUGCUGUGCCUGGGCUUUCUCUAGUUGUGGCGAGUGGGGGCUACCUUUGUUGCAGUGUGUGGGCUUCUCAUUGCACGGGCUCUAGGCAGGCAGGCUUCAGUAGUUGCAGCAUGUGGGCUCAGUAGUUGUGGCUCGCGGGCUCUAGAGUGCAGGCUCAGUUGUGGUGCAGGGCCUUAGUUGCUCCAAGGCAUGUGGGAUCUUCCUGGAACAGAGCUCAUACCCAUGUGCCCUGCAUUGGCAGACGGAUUCUUAACCACUGCACCACCAGGGUAGUUGGGACUACCAUUUUAGAACAAGCCUGCCAUUCACAAAUGACCUUGGACAUACCUCCAAGUGCAUUAUCCCAUUCUGACAUAUCUUCGUUUAAAAAAUAUAUAUAUACUGGGGGGCCUCAAAAAAAUGGAAGUCUACAGCAGGGAUCCACAUACUUUUAAAAAAAAUUGAAGUAUAGUUGCUUUAUAAUAUUGUGUUAGUUUCAGAUGUACAGUAAAGUGAGUCAGUUGUACAUAUAUAUAUUUUUUCAGAUUCUUUUCCACUAGAGUUUAUCACAAGAUAUUAUUUCCCUGUGCUAUACAGGAAAUCCUUGUGGUUUAUUUUAUAUAUAGUGGUGUGUAUCUGUUAAUCCCAUACUCCUAAUUUAUUCCUCCUCCCCCCCUUCCCCUUUGGUAACCAUAAGUUUGUUUUCUACGUACUUUUUAGGUAAAGGACCAUAUAGUAACUAUUUUAGGCUGUGUGGGCCUUAUGGCCUCUGUUGCAGCUCCUGAACUCUGCCCUUGUAUCUCCAACGCAGCUACAAACAGUGCGUAAAGGACUGGUGUCUCCAGCCAAAGCGCGAGGCCAGGUAGGAAUCAGGGGACUGUGAAGGCACAAACGGCGGCUGGGCCAAUUGUGGAAGAUCAAAUCCCUCGGGUUACUGCACUCAGUGCGCUCCGAUUAAUCACACACAAUACUAAAGGGAAGAAAGGACUUCACGAACAGCUCCGAGGAGAGACGCAGUAAGGUAGGUGUCCUCCAGGCAGGCGGCAGGCACCGGUUCUGGACCCUGGAUUCAGCAAGGAUCGUGGGGCCGGCUCUCUCAGCAAUCGCCUUCUGCUCUGCCAGCCCGCAGGGAAGCUUCCAACACCAGCAGAGUCUGGAGCGCAGGUGCGCUCCGAAGAGACCCCUCUCGAGCAAGUGCGCUCUGACCCCAUCUCUGAUGAGGUACAGUCCCUAGGGGGUAGCGGUUACACCCCAAGAACGUGCCUCACCGGCCAGGUGCACCAUCUGAACACUAAGUCUUUCCACGGACCUUUCAAACCAACUUACCUACCUAAUUUCACACUCAUUAUCUUAAGUUACAGAUUCCAAGUCUUACAUCAGACAUUUAGAAACAGUCAAGACGGGCGCCACGUUGGCCACUGUGACUCCGUCUUGCCUUUCCUAUUUCUAACAGAUCAUACAUUCUAUUCUAAACUCUACGAGCAGGAAUCAUAAUAUCACAUCACAACAACUGGGGGUAGAUGUGCUCCAAUAAAACUUCAUUUAUGGACACCGAAAUUUGCAUUUCAUGAAAAUUUCAUAUGUCACAAAAAUUCUGCUUUUGACUUUUGAUUCACUUUCAACCAUUUAAAAAUGUAAAACCCAUUCUUAGCUCACAGGCCAUACAAAAACAUAUGGUCGGCUGAGUUUGACCUACAGGCCUGGAGCUGAAGGACUUCUGGUGCAAAGGGUUUUCUUCCUGCUUCUAAGAGGACUUGGGGGAAUGGUGUUUCCAAGGACCCAUAAAAUUAGGGUGACCUUUUUUAGCAAGUAAAAGUACAAAACACCUAGUUAAAUUUGAAUUUCAGAUAAACAAGGAAUAAUCUUGUUUAAUGUAUGUUCUAUGUGUAUUUUACCUGGCACUCCUACUUCAAAGAGCAUAGUACAGUUGUCCCCUGGUAUCUCCAGGGAACUGGUUCCAGGAGCCCCCGUGGAUACCGAAAUCCCAGGAUGCUCGAGUCCCUUACAUAAAAUGGUGCAGUCCACUGAAUACAGGAGGCCCUCCGAAUACCUGGAUGCCAAACCCACAGGUACAGGGGCCUGACUAUACUUUCUAGGUGUAAGAAUACCAAUCUCACCCUCUACCCCCGCCCCCUCCAGCCUACGAAGCCAGCCGUAAGAGUACGCAUAUUCCCACCUGGAGAUGCCUUUGAGCUCGCCGAAUGCGCUGGAGAGCGCAGACACUGCCUGUCAAUCAGAGGAAGGGGGCGGGUUUUCCGGGUAGGAAAUGGGCCUUGAAAGAGGGAAGCGAGAAGACUCCUUGCCCGGCCCAGGGCCCCUCCCACCGGUGCAAAAGGGCAGGAUGGCGCCAGUGACGUAGGGCAAACCUACUGGCUGGCCGGGAAGGGGAGGCGCUGGGUAAGGAUGGCGUCUACGGUGGUGGGGCAAUCCUGUCUGUGGGAUGGGAGGGCCCCAGCCAAGCACCCUUUUCCUUGAGGUGUCUAGGAAGAGGAAUAGGUGAUUAUACUUGGCAAGCCAGAGCGCGUAGAUUCGUGGCACUCUGAUUAUUUCCUUGUUGGUUUCCCCAGCUUUUAUUAGUGUUUGUAAACAAUAAUAAAAAUACCCUUGUCUCAUUAAGGUUCCUGGAAGCAAGGAAGGGCUUCGUAUUCCUCCUGAGCCCAUGAAAGCAGGAGGAACGCUUCCACUAAGGACAGUGUAGGGCAGCAAGCAAUGAUGGGGAUGGAGGAAAUGGGCACCCCAGGGAUGAACAUUUAAGGACAGAAUCGAGGCUGCAUUAGUGUCCCCAUAAUGAGACAGUCCCAGUCCCCCCUUGGGAGAUUUAAUUCUAGUUUGUAUCAGUUUAUCGCCCCUUCGUGAUUUGGUUCAUUAUUCCAAAUACUGCUCUCCUGAAAGCGUGCUUCUUCCAGGAAGCUUCCCUCCCCACUCUCUUCUAAACUCUUGAUGUCACUCUUAAUGUCACCUUUCAAUUGGCAAUGAAUCCUGAACUCGAGACAUCUGUUGAACUGAACUGUUACUGAUGUUUUCUCUGGUGAAAUAUUUAACUCCUUUGUCUUGUUUUCCCAGCACUAGGAACAUAUGCUUUGUAGUGUUCCUGAAGUCAUGUUUGGUUAAGGGUAUUGUAGCCCUUCACUUCACAUCAGCCGGCUCUAGCAAUAACCGUAUUAUCAACUUGAAGCAGUAUUUAUCAAUAGUAGUACAGAAAUAUAUAAAUGAAUGUAAUUGUUUUGUCAUUUUAUAGUUGCAGGUGGUUUUUCAAUAAUUUGUGUCAGAAAUGGCUAUGAUUACAGUUAGUCUAAUUCUUGGCAUCAAAUACCAUAGUCAUCCUCACUGUUUUGCUUCUUGACUCAUCAUUCUUUCUUCUGGAAUUAGAUGAAUUUUUGUUUUCAUAAUAGCUCUCUAAAACUCAGUGUAGUUUUCUUCCAUACCUUCGUAGUAACCUGACAAGGGCUUCUUUAAAAAAAAAAAACUGAUAAAAUACAUAAUAGCUGAUAUAUGUGUCUGCUAAAGGUUUCAAUUUUUAAACUUUGAAUCAGCCACAGAAUGUUCAUUUUACUGUUCCCAACUCUCUACCUCAUGUAGAUGGCCUAUGGUAAAUAUACAAGCCUACUUACAUUGUUAUUUAUCCCAGGAGUAUUAACACUGCUAAUCUAUCUGUUUGUCUUGUUUUUGUUUUGUUAGCCAACCGAGAAAUCAGCAAGUUAGUGGCUGUUGAACCCAAUGGGAGACGUAUCUGAGCUCCUUUGUUGAUAUAUAGUUUAACUUCCAAUUAAUUUGAAACUUUUGAAUGAAAUUUUAUUUCAGAAUUUGUUUUCACUCUUUCCUCUGUCCUUUUUUAUCUAUUACAGCAGAAGUCAUGGGAAAACUCUUGCAAGAGUCUCAAUUUACAAGAGCAUCAAUUGUAUAAGUACUUAAAUAAAUAGAUGGUAAUUUGGGUGGAUUGUUAAAUUUAAAAAGUAAUCAUCUUUGCUUUUAAAUGGCCAGUUAAAAUAAGGUAUUUGUAAAUUAUAAUCUGAAAUAGCAAGCUGACAUUUGUUGGCUCUUUACAGAUAUCAAACAGUAAAUGUAUGUUGUCACUUUUUCCCCAUCAAAUUAAACUUUGUAAAACAAAUAUUUUUUAACCAGAUUUAUUGUUGAAAUUUUAAGCAGUUGAGCCUACAAGAAAAACUCAUGAUGGUAAGUCAUUUCUUUUUUUUUUUUUAGGGUAAUGGAAAAGGGUCAGUGUGCUGCUGAUAAUUUCAGAACAGCAGUUAAUACUGAAAAGUCAUCUACAAUUAUCUUCAAAAUACAUUUAAAAAUUUUUCUGGAUUAUGAGUGCAUUUUCUCUAGAUCAUUUCAUUUCACUUGUAUCAUGUUCAAUGAUUUUUCUAAAUAACUUAAGCUUUCCUCUUUAAAUGUCAGAACUUACAUUUUAACCAUUUUUAUUGGGAAGAAUUCUAGCAUAUGUAUACUCUUCUUAAAUAGAGAGUAAGGAACUGAACAUGAUUUAAUCUUUUCCUGAUAACUCACUGAGCAUUACUUGUGAAAAUCAAUCAUUGUGUAGUCGUAAAACAGUGAUGCUCCCAAGGCCAACUGUAGGCAGCAGACCUGUGCCCUGAGUAACACAGACCAGCCUUCCCUGCCUAUGUCUGUGCUGUCUCCUCCCUCCCAUCAGCUCUAACCAUUGCUGUUCUGCCCAUGUGCUGCUUGUGAUGUGCCCCCUUAUUGUGUCCUUUGGUCUUCCUAAGAACCUGAGACUGGCUCCAGAUACUCAAAUAGUGCGAGGAUCAUAUGCUUUGUGACAGAUGUUUGCUACUCAGAGGUUCUGUCACUUAUUUCCAGGCUCCAGGCUGGGCUCCUAACUACUGUUGUUGGGAACAGUUUACUUGGGAGGAACUAGCAAACUGCCCAGAUUCUAAAACCUGCCUCUUUGUUCCCCUCAUCUUCUAUCUGUGCUUCAAAAUUCCUCUGAUAGAAUUCCAGAUCAACAAUAGUUCACUCUUAGGUGGUGCUUAUUCUCUUGCAGGCACUCACCUAAGCCCUUUACGUAUAUCAGUCAUUGCAUCUUUACAACACUUCUCGGGUUAUUUGCAAUUUCCAGAUGAAGAAAGGGAGGCACAGAGAGGGUAAGUGACUUGCCCACGGCACACAGGUGGUAAGUGACCAAGCUAGGACUCUAUCCAGGCAGCCUGACUGCAAGGCCUGCAUUCCUUUAUACCACACUUUCCAGGAUUCUGACUGCCUUCGUCCGUCUGUGUGGAUGUUGGUGGGAACUGGAAUGUGUAGAGGAAGGUUGUCUUGUAAUGAGGUUUCACUGCCGCAGCCUCAGGCACAGCCAUCUUCCUGAAUACCUAGGUCCCUGCCAGCAUUAUCUGCUUUCAGAUUUCUCCCUCUCUGCCUAUCCAAACUGUAGUUAGAAUCAGCUACGAACAAUGAUCCAGUAUUUUCUGUGUGGCAGGCAUGGUUCUAGGCAUCUUACAAACAGCUCCGAUCCCUGUGGUAUUGUCAGCUCCUCACAAAGACGGAAGGCUCAGAGACCUUAAGCGGCUUGUUCAAGUCCCACAGUGAUUGGCGCGCCUGCCACUUUCAUUCUUCCAGCACCUCAAGGACAAAAGCCUCCAUCAUUCUCCAUUUGCCUAUAGGAUAGAAGCCAAAUUCCUCACUGGCAGGCGAGGUGCCAUGCUAUCUUUCCAACCUUAUCUCCCACUGGGCUCCAGCUUGACUCCUCUGUUCCAGACUGGCAUGUCUGUGCCCUCUCCCCCAACUCACAACCUCACUCCCCAUACCCCCGUCAUCUGUCCUUUGUUCCCACAACUUAGAAUGUCUUACUUUCUCCUUUGUGCCUCCUCAAGUCCUGUUCAGUCUUCCCUCUCACUGAGGGUCCUCCUAUCAUGAAAUGCUUCAGGCCCUACGAGUCUCACUUCUCCCCGAUUCCUGCUGUUCAGACCAGCCCCUCAGGAGGGGGGGCAGAUCAUUCAUCCAGGCCAGCUGACUCUCGGGCUGCACACUUGGCAGGCACCUGAGCUAAAUAUUUUGACUCUAUAGUGUCUCGCUUUGUAUAUACAGUUAGAAGCCCCACAGGGAAUUUUCCCCGUGACCUGUUGUACCAAGAACUGGGGCAAAAACUGCUUUGCAUGGACAAAAUGCAAACUAGAUGAAAUUUAUCCUUGGUGUUUUCUCGUAUAGGUCCCCCUCCCUGUAAGUUAUUCUAGUAUUCUAGUAGGUGGAAGGUUAUAUGUAGACGUACCCUGCUUUCUCACUACUCUUAACAUUUCAAAUAUGUAAAUAAUGAAAAUGGCAUACGUACUACUGUGUGCUAGAUACUUUUCUAAGCACAUCAUGAGUAUUAACUAAGUUAGUUUUCCCAACAGUCAUUUGAGGUGGUUAUUAUUAUUACCCUCCUUGUACAGAUGAACUGAGUCACAGAGAGGUUAAGAAACUUGCCUAAGAUCACGUGGCUGGCAUUCAAAGCCAGGCAUUUAAUUAUGGUGCUAUACUGCCUCGCCAAGAAAAUAAUGUAUUCUUUAUUUCUGGUGACAGUAAUGCCUAAGUGUUUUUAAAAACUCAGGUAAUAAACAAAGUAUAUAUGCACCACAGAGCUAUGGUAACUGGAAAGCAAAACACAUAAUAAUUUGUUGUGAAACCAGCUUGGGUUCCAAUUCUAAUGCCAAGAAUGCUGGUGAUCUGGGGUUGAUCACAGGGCUGACACUGAGUCUGCUAGGCCCAAACUCAGAUGUCAUUUCUUACCACCCGGCUACAGGGGACGAAACAGGAGGGAGGACACCAGAACAUGGGCCUGCUCCCAAACACACAUACAAAGUAUAAGGAGAAGGGCUUCCCUGGUGGCGCAGUGGUUGAGAGUCCGCCUGCCGAUGCAGGGGACACGGGUUCGUGCCCUGUCCGGGAAGAUCCCACAUGCCGUGGAGCGGCUGCGCCCGUGAGCCAUGGCCGCUGAGCCUGCGCGUCCGGAGCCUGUGCUCCACAGCGGGAGAGGCCACAACAGUGAGAGGCCCGUGUACCGCAAAAAAAAAAAAAAAAAAAAAGUAUAAGGAGAAGAUCACCCAUAAUCCUAUAACUCAUAGAGAAUUAAAUAACCUACUCAAGCAGAUAUUAAUACACAUUAGUUCCUAUUUCAGAAAUGGAACCACGUUGUACAUACUGAGUUUUUUUUUCUUUUAGUUCAAAAUUUUUAAUAGCUUCAUUGAGGUAUAAUAUAUAAACUAUAACAUUCUCUUGUUUUAAUCAUACAAAUAAUUUUAGUAAAUUUACAGAGUUUUGCAACCAUUACCAUGAUCCAGUUUUAGACCAUUGCAUCACCCCUUCCAAAGAUCCCUUAAACACAUUUGUACUUACUCUCUAUUCCCACCCCAACACUGGCAACUGCUGUGUUCUCUCUAUAUUAGUUUGCCUAUUCUGAACAUUUCAUAUAAAUGGGAACAUAGGAAAGAAUCUGGCUUCUUUUACUUAGUAUAAUGUUUUCAAGUUUCAUCCUUACUGUAGCAUGUGUCAGUACAUCAUCCCUUUAAUGACUGAAUAAUAUUCCAUUUUAUGAAUAUACCAUUUUUGUUGAUUCAUUCAACCAUUAGUGGACAUUUGCAUUGUUUCAAAUGGAAAAUGCUGCUAUGACAUUCGCAUACAAGUCUUCGUGUGGACAUGUUUUCAUUUCUCUGUGGUAGGUAUCUAGGAAUGAAACUGUUUGGUCAGAUGGUAAAGUUUUCCAAAAUGGCUGUGCCAUUUUGCGCUCCUACCACCAAUACACGAGAAUUCUAGUUUUUGCACAUCCUAGCCAAUACUUGCUACUGUCUUUGUUUUUGAGUAUAGCCAUCCUAGUGGGUGUGAAGUGAUACCUAAUUGUUUUGAUUUGCAUUUUCCUGAUGACUAAUGAUAUCAAGCAUCUUUCCAUGUGCUUUCUGGCCAUUCAAACGUUUUCUUUGGUGCACGACCAUUCAAAAAUUUGCCCAUUUUUCAAUUGGGUUGUCUUUUUAUUAUUGUAUCACAAAAGUUCUUUAUGUAUUCCAGAUAAAAAUCCUUUAUCAGAUAUAUGUCUUGUAUUUUCACUUUCUUAAUGGUGUCUUUAGAAGCACAAAGGUUUUGAAUUUUGAUGAAGUCAGUUUAUCAAUUUUUUUCUUUCAUCGCUUGUGCUUUUGGUGUCAUAUCGAAGAAGUCUUUGCCUAACCCCGCUGUGUUCUAGAACUGGACUCCCUUCCUCCUCCCUUAUCAGUAUGCACUGAACAUCUUUCUCCCUCAGUAAAUACAGAUCUGCAUCAUCAUCCCUCAUAGCUUUGUUUUGGAAAGAAGGGAGGGAAGAAAGGAGACAACAGAGCCAAACUACUCAAAAUAUCCGGGACCACUCUGUUCACCCUGGAGGUCUUCCCACUUUCCUUUUCGAUUGUCUCGUGUCUGGUACUUCCUCUGUGGUUUGUGAAUAAAAACUUGGUUAGGCUAUUAACUUCAUUACAACAUUUUAUGUUUUGAUAUCUUGGUCACACAGUUUCCUAGCCUCACAUUUUCUGUAGGCUUAAGUCCCUCCAUCACAGAGUCUAGUGAGGGGAUGCUCAUAAGAAACACGUGCUCCCCUGUAAUUUGGGAUUUGACAGCUGCUGCUUCUGGCAUUGACUUCAUUCUCUGAAACUGGACUUGGCUUUGGGAACGAUGCAGAUUUAGUUAAUGUAUUAAAAUGUAAAUAUGGAAAAAGAAAGGUCAGUAGUAGAUAACAGCAAUUGAUUGGUAUGUGUGUUUUCAUGAAAGUCUUAUGGAUAUUCCUGAACAAAAUAGUGGUUCUCAUUUAACAAGCUCCAGACUGAGAUGAAUCGUUGCAUCCUGGCCUCUGUCCUAAGUAAAGCUUCGCUGGCUUGAUGGGUAGGAUAUGAGGUACCGUGAAAAGCUAGAAGCUUCUUUAGUAAAUAAUUUUCAGACUGAGAACACUAAUGGAGAAAAUCCAGGCUGAGGGAAAGAGCCUGUGAGAGGGGCCUCAGAAUAAGAAUGGGAAAGGCAGGUUAGAAGAUUUUCAGUGCUGAAAAUGCUAAUCUGCUGAAAGAGAGGGUCCACGGGCAACCAUUUUGCUGAGAAGCCGAGUGGGGUGGCCAGGAUCCUUUGGGGACCUAACCCCUAGGGUUGGGGCCAAGAAUUUGGAACCAGGGUACACUGGGGAAAAGCAAGGAGAGUGAGGGAGAGAUGUGAGGGCAGCCCCCUUGGCUGGACAGUGGCCAUUGCAAGGUUAGGGACGUGGCACCGAGCAAAGAGGUAUGUAAAAGGUCAACAGAGAGCUCCUCCAAGCUAGUAAAUAACUAUAUGAGGCUGAGAAAUGCAGAGGGAGAUCAUUCGAAGUCCUUUUAAGAUGCACCCUCAGGUCUUUAACUUUUGUUUUUCACAUGGAAAACAAUACCAAGCCACUGCAGGGUGCCAGCUGCUGUGUGCAUGGAAUAUGGAAUAUACUGGAAGACUAAGAAUCAGUGAGACCAGCUGGACGCUACUGCAGAGAUUCAGAUGUGAGAAGGGUUGGCCUUAGAGGCACACUUGGGUGUGUAGGAAGAAAUGAUCAGCAGGCCUUAGGGCUGGAUUGGCCGUGCAAGUGCAAAGACAGAAGACAAACAUGGUUGGGGGUAGAGGUGCAGGGAAGGCUGUAAGAGGAUUUGGGUUUGGGGAGGAAUAAUUAAAAUGCACAGAUCUUGGGCUUCCCUGGUGGCGCAGUGGUUGAGAGUCCGCCUGCCGAUGCAGGGGACACGGACGGGUUCGUCCGGUCCGGGAAGACCCCACAUGCCGCGGAGCGGCUGGGCCCGUGAGCCGUGGCCGCUGAGCCUGCGCGUCCGGAGCCUGUGCUCCGCAAGGGGAGAGGCCACAACAGUGAGAGGCCCGCGUACCACAAAAAAAAAAAAAAAAAGCACAGAUCUUAAGUAUGGAAUGAAUUCUGAUAAAUGUCUACAUCCCACCCCACCCCCACCCCAACAGAGGUUUUUAGAAGAGCGAAUUUCCAGUGCCUGCAGGUCCUAAGCGAAGUUGCCUCAAAGGCAAGAAGCUGCAUGCCCCUGAAGUAAGAAGCAAGAAGGACUGGAACUCCAGAUUUGAAAGUUAUCUGGAGCCAGCGGGUGGCGAUUUUGUGAGCAAACGAGCACAGGUGCAGGAAGAGGUAACUGGAGAACAGAAAGGCCCAAUGUGGGGCGCGCUUAACCCCCGCACACUGAGGAGCUUAUUUGCUGUUAUAAGCGCAGAGACUCUUCUCAGGCCUUCCACCUCAUACGUAAUUCUCUUAAAGGAGAAAGAAACCACUUUCUGGCUGGCUUCUUUCAAAGUCUGCCCUAUCGAGCUUGGAAAAUGGCGUCACUGGGGGGAAGGGAGCUGGAGGAUCCCACAGGGUGGUCUGCCCCUCCUCCAAGCAGCCUUCACGACUAAGAUGCACAGCAACCUUCUUGAGCUGGGAAGCCCAGCUUCCUCCGUGCAGCGUGCUAGGGCAGCCCGGCCUGGGCACGCUGAGCGUACAGGGAUCACACAAUCCCCGAGCACCUCUGCUCCGGGUGUGCGUUUGCAGUGGCUCUGCAGCAAUGCCCUCGGUGUUUGCAGCCUGUGCAAGCUUGCACGCAGCGGGAGCUCGGUGCCUAGAAUUGGGGGGCGGUGGGCGUGGCCGCGCUUCCUCGCGCCUUCUCCCGCGCAGGCAAUCCCGGGAACGUUCUGAAAAGUAUCCAAAAGUUCUGCGACGCGCGCGCGCAAAAAGGAAAAAAAAAAAAAAAAAACGGGCACAACCCCCCACCACUCUGGGCGUUGCGAGUCCCGACCUCGCCAUUCCAGCUGCACCUCCGGCUGCAGCGCGUACGCCUCCUGCGCCUCCUUCUCGGGAGCCUUGCCGUCGGCUCGUGCUCCCCUUGCAGCCACCGGAGAGUCCCUGCGCAUCUCCUUGGGGCACCAUGCCCAACGACGACGCAUACAGCAAGUCUUCGCCACCGUCGGAGGCCCCGCACGCCCCUGGGUCACCACCGCAGGGCAAGGCCGGGGGCUUCGGCAAAGCGGCCGGGGCGCUGCUCGGGACCACGGGCGGCGCGGGCGCCGGGGGCAGCGGCGGCUCAGGCUCGGGGGCGUCGGGCAUGGACGCCGCCGCGAGCAAGAAGUCCCCGCGGCUGCCCAAGUGCGCGCGGUGCAGGAACCACGGCUACGCGUCGGCGCUCAAGGGCCACAAACGCUUCUGCAUGUGGCGGGAAUGCCAGUGCAAGAAAUGCAACCUGAUCGCAGAGAGACAGCGCGUGAUGGCCGCGCAGGUGGCCCUGAGACGGCAGCAGGCCCAGGAGGAGGAAUUGGGCAUCAGCCACCCCAUCCCGCUGCCCAGCGCGGCCGAGCUGCUCGUCAAGAGGGAGAACGACAGCAGCACCCCAUGCCUGAUGACUGAGGGCAGCAGCCCCUCGCAAACCCCGCCGGCCAGUACCCCGACCCCGCCCGCGGCAGCGGCAGUUUGGACAGAAGGCACACGAUUUAGAGACCUUGGGCCCUGCGUGUCGGAUGAAGAAGCAGUAGAGGGCCGGGUGGCCAUCCAGGAUAUUCCUGCUGCCACCAGCAGAGGGCACGUGGAGAACACACCUGACCUCGUUUCCGACUCCACCUACUACAGCAGCUUUUACCAGCCGUCUCUGUUCCCUUACUACAACAACCUGUACAACUACCCGCAGUACUCCAUGGCCUUAGCCGCUGACUCCCCCUCCGGGGACAUGGGAAGCCCUCUCGGGGGCUCCCCUGUGAAGAACAGCCUUCGGAGCCUCCCAGCGCCUUAUAUGCCCGGUCAAGCGACAGGAAACCAGUGGCAGCAGAUGAAAAACUCGGAGAGCCUCCACGCAGUGAGUUCCCAGUACAGGAUGCAUUCUUACUACCCGCCUACCUCCUACCUGGGCCAGAGCAUGUCCCAGAUCUUCACCUUUGAGGACGGCCUCUCUUACUCGGAAGCCAAAGCGAGCGUAUUCUCGCCACCCAGCAGUCAAGAUUGUGGCUUGGUUUCCCUCUCCACCAGCUCUUCUGUUAGUAACGACAGCUCAAAGGCAGUGCUCGAAUGUGAGUCUGCCUCGGAGCCCAGCAGUUUUGCGGUCACUCCUGUCAUCGAGGACGACGAAUAAUCCGGCACCCCGAUGCCUUUGGCCAUUCACCUGGAGUGGCAGGUUUAUUCCGUUUAUACACAGGGUUUGUUGUUAACAUUUUGCCUUGACUCACACCAACUUAACUGUUGAGAAGAUGUUUGGUUUAUACUCCUUAGAGCUUAGCCCAGAGGCUAGAAGACAUUUGGAAUAGUUUACUAUCUGUGUCUGCCGUCUGCACCAAUUAAGUGCUUUGCUCACGGAGUUAAAUAUUAGUGUUCCUCAUUUUUUUAUGACACUGGUUUACAUGUAGUUUUCAAGAAAUACAAUAAUUCACUCAAGUAAAGCAGUACAUUUGCACCUAAAUGUGUCAACUACUUUCAGUUUUAAAAUGAAAUCUUAGGUGUCUCAGAUCUUUUCUUGAAUUUUAGUAUUUUAAUAAAAGUGCUAAACCAUAAAUUUAGCCACGUUCCUGACUGGUGAGAAGAAAAGAAUAGAGUUAGUGAUUAUGUUAGAAAUCUGCAGAAGGUUAAAUAGAAAUAAUGUGUGUGUUUGUGUUGCUGUUAGAAAAGCCUAGCCCCGACCCCAUCCCCUCAAAUCCAAAACGUGAAAUAGUCAGAAGAAAAAAUUAAUGACUUUAAGAAUUGCUACCUUUUCUAAAGGGUAGUUUGAAAACAAUACAAUUUAAAGUAACCCUAGUAAUGCAGAGUUCCUCAGUGUUGUUUCUAGAAAAAUAUAAGAGUUUAUGAUGCACAUUCUACUAUUAAAAAAAAUGGAUGCAAUCUAGAUUAUUUUGUAACCUUAGGUUGUAAUCUGAUUUGAAGAUAAGUACAUCUUUAAAAGUAACUAUAGAUUUCUGAGUUCAUUUUUUGUUAAAAAUUGCUAGUGGUGUACUCCUUAUGUAACAGAAGCCAUCCUGAAAUAAAAGUAGUCUAAAAAAAAUUCAUUGUUCUGUGUAGUUGCGGCUGUACCUGAAAUAAAAAUGUUAUUGAUGACUGAAUUUUCUUGUGUGUAUAUUUGAUGAGCGGUAUUAA